AUGGAAGCCACCGAAGAUUCGACUGCUGCUGCGCCUAGUGGCAGUAGCAGCGGCAGCAGCUGUGCGCAAUGCGGUGCUUCGACCAGCAAGACAUGCGCAGGAUGUAGGUCCGCCAACGAAUUCCUCCAAGGAGCCGACAAGACGUAUUACUGUUCCAAGGAGUGCCAGCAGGCACAUUGGACAACUCACAAAGCCACCUGUGAGAGAGCCAGAAGACACCAAACCAUGUACCAGGGUGGAGAUCUGCUUCAGGCGCUUUGGACCGUUCUGCGCACCGAAACAUUCCCAACCACCAUUGACCGAGUCGAGGUCGAUGGUGACACCAUCACCUUCUGGGAGACAUGCAAUGGCACAGCACCUCCAUUUCCGCAUCACCUAUUCCAAGACGACAAGGUCAAGCAAGCGGUUCUGGAUUACGGAGCUUGUAGCGAUGCCCUAUUCCACAUGAGGAAACUGGUCCAAGAGCUUUUCUCUGCAAUCUCUUCGGAAACCACGGAAGUGAAUUACCGAGUGAAAGAACGAAGAUUGAGUGUGAAGUGCUACAAUCGGCACCGGGGUCGAAGCGAGUAUGCAAUUGUCGGCAGUCAAUUUUGGUUCGUGACGGGCGGAUCACCUGCAGGGGGUGACUUCAGCGAUGAAAGAGUCUUCAGCCACAGCGUAUUUGUCACUGCUCUGAAGGGAGAUGGUGAAGGCUUUGUGAUCGACCUAGCAAGUCGACAAUAUGGCCACAGCGACAACAUCAUACCAGUCAACAAGUACCUUGCAGAGCGAGUGAGCAAUGUCAUCUCCAAGAACCCCUUCGGGACUCAUGACGAGACAAUCGGUUCUGUCGACGAGCAAAACUCUAUGUAUUUCGAAAGAGUGCAAUUCGGCGCUUUGAGGAUGCACAGAUUACUGCGAACUUGGCUGGCGGAGAACAAUCUCACCCUCAGCGGCCUAGUGGCUCUUGACAAGGCAUCUUUUCAAACCAAGCUUGCAGUUCUCAGAGAAUAUGCCACCAGAGGCUUGCAAGCUACAGCCAAGGAAUCCGCCGAGUGUUGUGCUCUGUUUCCUCGCUUGCUCAAAGCAAAGGACCCCAACGAAAAGGCCCGAAUAGCCCAGCAGCGCCUGGAUAUCUUGGAGGCAUCUGGAAUCACAGUUGACCUGAUGCAACCAGAGAAUAGGAGCUGGUUCGGUUGCUGA
Messenger RNA from Exophiala oligosperma, 1182 nucleotides. RefSeq lists its product as uncharacterized. Lineage: Eukaryota; Fungi; Ascomycota; Eurotiomycetes; Chaetothyriales; Herpotrichiellaceae. The coding region runs from base 1 to 1182 and encodes 393 amino acids. The transcript is spliced from 2 exons. The record is from RefSeq and is a predicted model, not a curated record.